GUGAACUUGUGGAGUGACUCCAUUGAGGUGAACUCAUGGAGUGGCUCCAUUGAGGUGGGAGUGACGGCGCUGGACCCCGCUGAGCUGGAGUUCCCCAGCAGCGCCACGGGGCUGCGGGGGGGCUCCUGGGUGGUCUCGGGCUGCUCGGUGCUGCGCGACGGCCGCUCCCUGCGCGAGGACUUCGGGCCCGACCUGGACGCGCUGGGGGAGGGGGACAGGGUGGGCGUGCAGGCCACGGCGGGGGGGGAGCUGCGGCUCUGGGUCAACGGGCGCGACUGGGGGGUGGCGGCCGCCGGGAUCCCCCCCCGGGUGUGGGCGGUCGUGGAUCUCUACGGCAAGUGCACCCAGGUGACCGUGGUGCCCCCCGAGGUGAUGCCCCCUGCCCCCCAGCCUGAGGUUUUGGGAGGGGGAGCCGCCCUCCUGCCCCCGGAGCCGCCGCCGCUGCUGCCCACAGAGAGCAACGGGGUGGCCGUGGGCAUGUCCUAUCCCGAGGAAUGUGGCCUAUUGAAACACCCGCUCUCAUAA
Empidonax traillii (willow flycatcher) is the source of this 525-nucleotide messenger RNA. Its product is annotated as neuralized-like protein 4. NCBI's taxonomy places the organism in Eukaryota, Metazoa, Chordata, Aves, Passeriformes, Tyrannidae. The annotation marks the transcript as partial. Gene Ontology annotation, molecular function: ubiquitin protein ligase activity. The transcript has 3 exons. The record is from RefSeq and is a predicted model, not a curated record.